Messenger RNA from Dromaius novaehollandiae (emu), 10958 nucleotides. Its product is annotated as methanethiol oxidase-like. NCBI's taxonomy places the organism in Eukaryota, Metazoa, Chordata, Aves, Casuariiformes, Dromaiidae. Gene Ontology annotation, molecular function: selenium binding; protein binding. The record is from RefSeq and is a predicted model, not a curated record. The coding region runs from base 8827 to 10215 and encodes 462 amino acids. The transcript is spliced from 12 exons.
AUACAAUAUACGGCAUAUUUUUUCCUCAAAUAUUUCCAGCUAUACCACUAUGAGUUUUUAAAAUGACAGAAAGUGCAUGAUUUUCCACAUGGCCACGUGAGGGCAGAGUGCAACCUGUCUUCAUGCAAUGCAGAAGUACAACGCAAUACAAAAACUUGGCGUAGAACGCUUCUGAGGGUGGCCCUUGCCCUCUUCUGGGUCUGACAGUGUAUACUGCGGGAUGACUGAGGUCAGCAUCAACUACAGUGGCGCUCCAGUCAGGGCCCCAGACUGAAAUCCAAGUCUGAAAUGCCCCUGAAUGCAGGUGUGUACAACUACCGAAGGCAGGGCUUGCUUCUAUUCUUUGUAAAAGGCUAAUGUUAAAUGCAAAAAGUUGCCUAGAUAAGGAAGAGAAGAGCAAAGUGUGGGAAUCACUUGAAUUAGAAUAUUAUCCUGUUUUCCUAACAUCUGCUAAUCCAGACACUGGAAAAGGUGAGAUCUGAGUAGAAGUAUUCUAGUGGUUCUGGGAAGAAAUCCAAUGGGCCUUGGCAUGGCUGUGGGAUCUGUGUCCAUAGCAGAGAUUCUGCUUUUAGUAUGUGUGCCUGUUUGGAUCUGCCUUACUGCAAGAUGAACUUCACUGUGGACUGUACUGACACCACCUUCGGAGGUCUCUGAGAUGAUACCCUCAUGGCAAAUACCACAAUCAGUCAGAGGAAUCCUGCUCCAGAUAACCCACAGACUUCAGCGAGGAGCAGUGUGCCGUUGGAAAUGGACCUCUGAAUUUCAGACACUAGCCAAACGCCUACUUUUCAGAGCAUCUCCGAAAAGCAUUGUGAUACCUUUCCCUAUUAACUGACCAUCCUCUCUCUCAUGCCUGUCAAAGUGGAAGUGAAGCAUGGAAAAGCAUACAGUGAAACAAAAUAAGUUGGAGGAUGCAGACUAGGUCCAGGUCUGUGGUGGAUGAGAAAAGAUGUUAGGUGUUCAUUCAGUAGCGUUAAAGAGGCUUUACCUACUGGCCAAAAUCAAUCCUUACUCAACGGGCACCAAAACCUCUGGGUGUGCACACGUUAUUUGAUGUUGCUGGUUGAAACCAUGGUCUGUUUGGAAGUAGGCAGGAAUAAGAAGAAACCACUGAACAUGACCUAGCCUCCUGGAGCCCAUAGUAAUUCCAAACUGGCUUUGAGUUUAUCAGCAUGAAUUUCUAUUUUUUUGGAAUUAAAGCAGAAGAUGAUCUUCCAGAUGGGCACAGGGGGGCAUAGUGCAGCUUGCCUAUUACUUCAUAAGUAACAACACUGGUUUUCACUCAUUCAUCGGUAACUGGAAGUUGCAGAUUUCAUUUAUUUUCCUGCUGUCAAGACAUAUCCAAGGCAGCUAACUGUGUUUAUCUCACUAAAAGAGUCUAUUCGUAAUAACUCUGACAUGUGAGCAAGGACAACAGGAGAUCUCAUAUCCCGAUUGUUAGUUGGGAAAGCUAUAAAUGGAAAACAGUUCCUGCUUAUGUGAAGCCAAAUGAGUCAUGAUGAGAGCCACUGUCCAAGAAAAGUUUUUGCUCUGCCACCUCGAGCUCCCUGCUUUUCAGGGGAAGACUGAACUCCUGCUUCUGGGGCUAAGAGCGUAGGGAAGUGCCUUGUGUACAGAGAAGUGAACGAUGACUCCUUGGAGUGGAACCUGAAAUGUUUAGGUAGACUGCUCAGCAUAGGUAAUCAUUGUCUGCAUUUCCAUCGCCAUCAGUGUGGAGAAGAGUGAAACAUUUUUGUUUUGGUUUGUUAUAAGCUAGGAGUCUGAUUCAUAGUACAUGCAGGAACUCUUGAAGGAGAGUUGCCAGUGCUUAUCUUUAGGCAGAGGCACAGAAGAGAUCAUUUUCAGAGUGCAUCUGCUGCAGUGUGAGUUGGCUGCCAGCAGAGAAAGCAGGUCCCACUUGUUGUUCCUCCCCAGCUGCACAUUCCUGCCACUCCGCUUGUGUCAGAUCUAGUGAUCGUACAGUUGCAGGAGGAGUUAGAUAAAUGAGCUAAUCCAACAGAAAACUACUCUGCCAAAAAAGUUGGCAUGGCCAAUUUCCCUGUGGCAGCACAUGGCAGGGCCAUUUGGUGGCAGCCUGAAGUUACUUCUCGUUACACGGUGUAUGAAAUCACAACCUAAGGAUGUGGGUUUAGAGUGGGUUUGUCCAGUUGUAGCUGUGGGCUGUAGUGGGCAGGGUGAUAAUCCCAUAGUUCCCAUGCUUCUGGUCACACAGUUCCGCCCCUUGCUCUGUGACUACUGCUCCAACAGAAGACAGCUCACUUGGAGGGGAGAGGGUGGCUGAAAUACCUGUGGGGAAAAAAGGCAGAUGAAUGCCACUGAGGAGAAGAAAUGUAUUUGUUUUCUGCUGAUGUUCCCUCCGGCAAACCUAGUAGUCUGUACAGUGUGCAGUUGCUUGAAGUCAUGUGCUGAAGGACACAGCAUCUACAAGUAUGAGUCUACUAGCGCUCUGACAUUUGGUUUGUGUCCGUUAGAUGAGGUGACUGAGACCGCCAGUGUGGAUCGUAGCUUUGCAUAGUUUACCUGCUUUUAAUAAUAUUUGCCUCUGCCCUGCUGGAUGUUGUGUACCACUCAUACCAAAGUUUUGGGCGCUCUCUCUUUCCAUGUCCUGAGCAUCCUAAGUGGAUUCUUCUCCUCAGCUGCCUCCUGAAGCAUUCAUGUCUUGCCACAGCCUAUGAGCUGUGCACUGUGCUGCCUCAGAUCUCCUUCUGGCUGCUCCCCUGGGGAUCCGCAGCAGGCUGGGAGGCUCUCUGCCAGGAAUCUCAGCUUCCUGCUCCCUUGCUGCUGCCCCUUCUGCGCUGACACUUGGUGAGCUCAGCUGGCUUUGCUCUGUCUUCACCUGAACCUACCGCUUCUCUGUGACUGAGGCUGGGGACAGUGUCCAUGGUGCAUGGUUCACAAUGUCUAAAGGCUCAGGCGGGUAUGGCAUCCACAGCUUUUGCAGAGGGCAGCAUGUCCUGUAACAUCCAAGCUGUUGUGUUACGCACUCUACCAACCCAUCCAAUCUCAUCAUAAAUGGGAAAUCAGUUUUGAUCUCCUUAAUGAUGCUGCAAAUCCAGUUUCUCUAGUCAAACUGUGUGUUUCUGAACUGAUGAGCCUGCUCUUGCAAAGGAUCUGCUGUAAGCCAACAUGUCUGUGGCAGGCUUCGCAUCGCCCAUCCUGAGACCAAGACAAUCUGGAGCUGGGUGCAUGCAUAGUCGUCUGCAUUGCCUUUCUGCCCAUAGAGAGAAAAAGGCAUUUUGGGAGUAUGCUUCAAGUCACUCAAAGCUGGCCUUUAAAAAUAGGUCAGAUGAAUUAUACUCAGAAGACCCGUCUUCUCUCUGUUGUGCGAAGGGGGGUGGUCUAGAGCAGCAGUUUGGAUGUAGACAUCUAUGGUGUGGCUGUCCCAAGAGCUGUGUGCCUGAAAUGCUUCAAAGCAUUGUGAGCUUUUGGGUCAAGCGUUGAGGGCACUGGAGGAAUCCUGUCUCUGGCCUUAAAAGACACAUUUCCAGAGCAUAUUUAGAUAGCUAUUGUUAAGGUUUUCAGUGGCACGGGCUGAGGAAUCCCGUUCCUGAAAGAAUGUCAGACUUCAGCUUUGACAUCUCCAGUGUUUUAGCUGGACAUAUGCUACCAUGAGAAGCAGGAAGUGCAAGUGGCAGUGUUGUCCUCAAAGAGUCUCUAGAGGCAGUCCCACCUGCAGCCUGAUAGAUGCUGCAAAGGCAGAAGUGGCUCCUUGCAUUAAGAUCCCCUUUUCUCUCUGCCUCCCUGAGGGAAAUAAUUGUGCCUUUGACUGCCUAGGUGAUCCACCACCCAUCAUGAAAGAUGAGUGUCAUCACUCAGGGUGUUAAUGGUGGCAUCACAUGUUUUGAAGAUGUGCUAACAAGGAAAAGGAACAAGCUGAUUCUUCUGUGUUUAAUUUCUUCCUGAAUUUGUGUCGUAGGUAUGAGAAUAAGCUUCCAGGAUCCCAAACUAUGUAAGGUAUGCAUGGAGUGACUCCACAGCGUGUUUCUGUGAAGAACACAAGAGCUUUUGUAAAAUGAUACAAGGAAGAUAGAUAGGUUUUUGAUUAACCCUAAACACUUGUGUAUGCAAAUAUUAAACUAGGACUAAUCCAAAAUCACUUAUAAUGCAAGUCAUUUAAAAGGAGAUCUUUGCUCAGAUCCCCACAGAAGUUCAGGUAGGAAUAAAAGGUGCAAAUUGGGGUUGACUCCAUGAAUUUCAGAUUUGUUAGCAAAUGUCUGCUUCACAACAUCUCCAAAAUAGACGGGAAGCUGCCUAUAGGCAGACUCCUUGCAGGUCAGGCUCUUAUUAAUGUUCAGAGCUUCAAGCUGGCACCCUCUCAGACACAUCUUGGAGAAGCUAACAGUGAAUUUUGUUAUGUUCCUGUACCACGUCACCAACUUGCACCAGCUCUUGUCUUGCCCUUGCCAUUUGAGGUGGAAAAUUGUGCAUUUUGACAGAAGGGUUGGAUGGUGUGUUUUUUGUCCUGCUCCUGAGGAGGGGAAUGGACAAGUGUGGAGCCAAGCCCAGGAGAGAGCUGGAGCAGGGGAAGGACCUGGACAAUGUGCUUCUGCUGGCAUUUUUUCCUGGGGCACUGGUGCUGACUAUUCUUGCAAACCUUGGUUCUUGUGGUGCCUAGUGCCUAGCUGAACUGUUUGACUCUGAUAAAAGGCUGCAGAGAGUAUGGAGGCCGGGUCAAAAGUAUAGAAAAAGGGGUUUUGAGAAUCCAAGCUUGUGAGCAAUGCUUAGAUGUCCUGGGGUACCUCCAGUGUUACAUGAGAGGGUCAGGUGGGAAGAGAUGGGACCUCCAUCCUGGAGAAGUGAGGGAAGGUUAGACACUGCUCCUGCAGUCAAGGGAGUUGUAGUUUGGGUGUUUAGAGGAGACCUAGUGUCCUUGCUGAAGCAAAGUCUUCUGAUGCAUUUACUGUGUUAUGCCAGUCUGCACCGGGUUGUAUAACGUGGUCAUGCCCAUUAUCAAAAUUAUAGCAUGUUCUUCCCCAUCAGGGUUAGAAGUGAUAAGCAGGGCCAGGGGAGUAGAUGCCACCUUGGUGCGGACUGUAACAUCAAGCCUCUUGAUUGCUUUUCCGUGCCACGGCUUCCCCUCUCUGCCUGCAGUAGGAAGCUUUUAUUGGGCUCAGUCACGAUACUGAUCUCCGCUAACCAUCGUUUUCUUUCUCGCUGGUGCUGCCAAGCCUGUUCUUAUCCUUCCUACUAUCAGUUUUAAUUAGAAAACAUUACACCCCACAGCUUGGUUUUGUGAUGGAUGCCAGGGACGUCACCAAGGCAAACCAAAUAGGAUGACCAGCAAACUUAGUUAAUGAGUAGAAGACUAAUGAUCUUUUUAAUUAGCAAGUGUGCAGGUGCAAGAAGGUGCAGUGAGACAUGCACAUUGUGACAGCAAAAGCAUGCACAGAGGCAGCAGCUGAGCACCUGAACUUGUCCCUAAUGGAGCACGCCCUUCUCGUGCUUCCUUGGGCCUUGUUGUGUUUCGUGCCAGCCAGGCGAAAAAGGUCCACAUGAAAUCAGGUACAACAUCUGAAACUCGUUUUUAUUUUCAAUUGGGGAAAUAUGGGCUGUUCUGCUCAUCUCAGACCACUAUGAGUGAGCAGUGUUGAGCUCUUUUGAGUGAAGCAGAGACGGGGAAAGGACAGCUGUAGUCACUCUGGGGGAUCUACAGGCCCUGCAAGAGACAAGCCCCAGGCUGACGGGAGCCCUGGGUAGACGAUACUGAAGGUCUCUGUGCUGCAUUUUACAGAAAAGGUGGAACCAGCUCUUGCCACAUCUCUCUGCAGCAGGAGUUUCCUGUUGAAGGAUGGGAUGUGCAAACUGGUUCAAAAACAGUUUCCCCAAGUCCCCUUUGGAAGCACAUCUAUGAAAUAAAUUCCUUUGUGAAUACUCCAGAAGGGCUGUCACUGUUCGUAAUCCAGAGGGAGAAAUCCCGCAAUAUCCUGCUAGGCUUACAAAGUGGUGCACAGCCCUAGGGAGGUCUCGCUGUGUUCAUCACCCUUGGAGCAUGGUUGGCUCCAUGCAGUUGAAUUGAAGGGUUUGACGCUGCCCUGAGUGGGGAAAGACAGAAUGUGCUGAGUUCUGCUCUGCCUUUUGCCUGAGAUGUUUCUCUGGUGAGAAGGGGAGCUGUGAGGUUGCCCAGGCUGUCACAGGUCUCAACUAGCAGCUGAGAGGUGUCUAGAAAGCUUCCUCAGACCCAUCUGAAUGAUAACUUUUCCAUUUCUUCAGCUUCUGUGUCCCCUGCGUGUGCCAAAGCAGAGGAAGAGCCAUGGUUGGUUCUCUGGCUGUGACUGCUGCUGCUGGGCUUGUAAUUCUCAUCGCUGGCCCAGAGCUGUAGCUGCACUGUCCCAUGAGGGCCUGAGUGUCUUCUAGUGGGCACUGUCCUCUGGUCCAAAAGGACAUUGCAGCUCAGGUUAGUGCUGUGAUUUUAGCUCACGUGCUGUCAUAUUUGCUUCCCCAGUGCUGCAGGAUAAUAGGCUGUCCUUGACUUUGGGCGCUACGGCUUUUCUUGACCACUCUUGGUAUUUGCAGAGGACGUCAUUUCUUUCACCGUAGUCCCCAUUGUCCAGGCUCUCGACUCCUGAAAACGAGCCAAGAAAAUAAGGUUCUGAACCAUUCCUUUGCAUUCUUUUUCCUCUCCCCUGUGAUAUUUUAACACUUUCUCCUUGUUUUGCAAAGAAACUUGACCUACCAUGUAGCUUGUCAGUAAUAACCUACAGUUCUUCCUACCAGCCUAUAAACCAUACACCGCCUGCAUGGAAGCGUCUGGCUGUGGUAGGUAACCAUGCCUUUUCUGGCUGGUUUUGCCCCUUGCCCUGCAAGUCGCUAGAUGGUUUUCUGCUAAAGAAAUUAUGAGUUCUUCCAAGAACCUGUUGGCACCAUAAAAGACCAAGCAUUUGGCUGCUUCCUGUGCCUGCUCGUCUCAUGUUCAGAGAGAUCUUUGGAAACCAGAGAGCCAUUAAUUACAGACCUAGUGAGAUGGGUUAAGCUCUCCUCUCUUCUGACAGAGAUCUUCUGAAGGGCUUCUUUAAUGGCUCUGUCAGAUGUUUCUCCAUUCUUACGUGGAGCAGUUAAUUACUCAUCCCAUGUAAUUUGCCCACUAAUUUAGUGAGUUCUUCCACAAGAUACGCAAGAUACGGUGGAAGGACGUAAGCCAGUUGAAGUUCCAUGAUGCCUGGCGUUUUCUUCCUGCUCUAGCUUGGCAUCUGGCAGCAGCAAGGCUUGUGGAGGUCUCAAGAAAGGACUCUUCUUUCCAAAGCACUUCUCUCCAACCUUUGAAUCCCUUUAACUGAAGUCUUUGCUAGUCCCACAGGUAUUUUGUGGUGGUUGGUCCAGUUUGCAUGUCAUCCAUCUGCACUAGUGCCAGGCAGUGUUAGUGUCUGCUGUGGGGCUUUGAAUUUUUAUUGACCAGAGUGGAUAGCUGUGCACCGUUAAUAAUUUGUCUGCUAGCUCUCAUUGUCUAGGUACUGAGGGAAUCACUGAACAUCUUGGAGUGGAUUUGCUUUCUCUUUCCCAAAUGGAGGUUUUGAUGCCUUCCCUCUCUUCCAGCUCAGCAAUCUGCCCUCCGAGGAAAACCCUGGGUGCACUUUCCCAGUGGCCUGAUGUGAGGCCCACUCUCUGGAUCCAGCCGUUCAUUGUAGGGUGUUCCAGCACCCAGUCGGGUCCAUAUUGCAAGUACCCACUGAAGCUGUGCUUUGGGGUAGUGGGCAAAGAGGGGAGAUUGCUGUGGCCAGCGGCCCUGAAGCAGACUGGCCACGUUCCUGUCGCUCAGAGCUGCAGUUCAUCCAAGCAGCUGGGCAUGGAGACAUCUCCGUCAUUAGUUUUCCAUGGCAUCAUUCUACUUCAGCGAGGUAGAGAGAGUAAGUGGCUUAUGCUUAGGCAAAGUUCAGCAGUGCUGAACUGCCCCCAAUCCUGCAGGUCCCUAUUUUUCACAGAUGGACUAACUUUCCCAUAUGCAGGCGCAAACUUGAGAGGCAGCAGCCGUAUCUUGACCUUGUAAGCGCUGCAUCAAUAUGGCAGAGAUUGUAUUUCCUGAGGCACCUGUUUCUAGCCUAACGUAUUUCCUAGGAGUUGUUUGGGAGAUGUCGGCAGCUCCUCAGAAGCUCCUGACUUCUGACUUUAGUACUGUAGGAGUCCCUUGCCCCCCUGAGCCCUGCAUCCAAGUCCCUGGUCCUUUGAAGCUCAGAAUAUUUUCUGUAUGCGUAGAGGAAAGUGAGCUCAGCUUCGUGAGUUGAUGGCAGGGGGGUCCGUAGCUGCAGCUCAGCUCUCAGGCAGAGACGUGGCUUCCUUCAGGGUCCAGACGUCAGAGGCACCUUUGGUGGCCUCUGUGUGUUCAAGCCCCAUAAUUUCCGGGAGGCUGCUGGUGGGGCCCAUUAUCUAGCUGCUCUUCUCAUCCCUAUUGUGGAAUCUGCAGCCACUGCACAUUUGUAUUGGAAGAGCCUAGGUUUGGGGGAUGAUUUUAAUUAGCUUGAGUCUCAGCUGGGACAUGGAGGCCUCUAGAGUGUGAAGAGGUCUCCUUGGAAAUCAUCAGAGCAGCAGAAUCAGAUAUGGGUGGCCUGUGUUUAAGGAAAGGACCUGCAUGGACCAGCAGAUUUUUCUUCUAGAUUGGUAGUUAGCAAGACGGAAACAAGCCACAGUGCUGGUCUGGCACCUCCCAAACGCUUGGGAGUGUUUGCUCCUCCCUUGGCAGCUUUCUUUCUCCUCCCCACCCCUAACACUGGUAUAUAAGGCCCCCUCAGAGCAGCCUCUGCACAACACAUCCCACUCCAGCGAGACAGACAGCAAGCUGCACCUCCAGUUCCAGCACUUCUGCUCUUGGCGAGAGUGAACCCGAAGACCUUCAGCAUGGACCAACGCAGAGUUCAGUACCAGACGUACGUAGCCUGCCCGGAAGUUGUGAAAGAUCCCAGAGAGGAGCUUGCAUACGUGACCUGUACCUACAGGGAAACAGGCAUCGACCAACCUGACUUCCUGGCCACCAUUGAUCUCAAGCCCACAUCUCCACACUAUGGCCAGGUGAUCCACCGCCUGCCCAUGCCCAACCUCAAAGAUGAGCUGAAUUGCGCGGGGUGGAGUGCAACAAGAAGGAACAAGCUGAUUCUUCCCUGUUUGAUUUCUUCCCGCAUUUAUGUGGUGGAUGUGGGUACACAGUGCCGGGCUCCCCAACUGUGUAAGAUGAUUGAGCCGGUGGAUGUCUUCUGGAAGUGUAACAAGGGCUACCUCUCUAUAGUUCAUAGCCUGCCUAAUGGUGAUAUCCUUAUUUCCAACAUGGGAGAUCCAGCUGGCAAUGGAAAAGGUGGUUUCAUUGUCCUGGAUGGAGAGACGUUUGAGCUGAAGGGGAACUGGGAGAAUGAGUGUGGAGCCCCCCCCACCGGGCAUGACUUCUCACUCCGGCCACGCCACAAUGUUCUGAUAAGCUCUUCUGGAGUCGUCCCCAAAUGUGAUGGACCUGGGUUUAAUCCAGAUUACCUGGGGAAAGGGGUCUUUGGGCGCCGCCUGAAUGUGUGGAACUUGUCCUGCCGUACCCUCAUCCAGUACUUUGACCUGGGGGAGGAUUCUCUGCCCAUGAGUGUUCAGUUCCUCCACAACCCCGAUGCUGCCGAGGGAUACGUCAGCUGUGCCCUGAGUGGUGUUGUCUAUCGCUUCUACAAGGAUGAGAGAGGCUGCUGGGCAGUAGAGGAGGUGAUUAAGAUACCAGCAAAGAAGGUGAGGGGAUGGAUUCUCCCUGAGAUGCCAGCUUUCCUAGCCAACCUCCUCAUCUCGCUGGAUGACAGGUUUCUGUAUGUCAGCAACUGGCUGCACGGAGACAUCCGCCAGUAUGACAUCUCCGAUUCCCGCAAGCCCAAGCUGGUGGGACAGGUGUUUGUGGGAGGCAGUAUCUUCAGAGGUGGGCCUGUAACUGUGUGUAGAGAUGAAGAGCUGAAGUGUCAGCCGGAGCCCUUGGUGAUCAAGUGCAAGAGAGUGCGCGGCGGUCCUUAUAAAAUGCAGCUGAGCGUGGAUGGCAAGAGGCUGUAUGUCACCACCUCCUUCUACAGCACAUGGGACAAGCAGUUUUACCCGGAUGUGGUCAAGGAAGGCGCUGUCAUGCUGCAGAUUGAUGUGGACACUGAGAAUGGUGGCCUGAACUUGAACGAGAACUUCCUGGUGGAUUUUGGGAAGGAACCCUGUGGGCCCUGCCUUGCUCAUGAUAUCCACUUCCCUGGCGGAGAUUCCACCUCCAAUAUCUCAGCCUAGGCCCCACGUGGAAGAAUCCCUUCUCUCUCUCCUUUAGUGCAGGUGUUAAAAAGAGUGUCGGGUAACUGGGUAGGGGGUCCCCAUUCACUGCUGGAAUCUAAAUUCCUGUUAACAUAAGCUACAGAAGCUCUGCCUUGUUGGGAAGGUUUGGUUCGGGCAGACCAGUGAGCAAAGUCACGUGGCCCAGGAUUAAUCUUGCUGGACUGUGUAUCUGAGCAGUGAGUCCAGGCGCCCUUUGUGUUCAGUGCAAGGAAAUCCCUGGGCAUGACUCAGAGCCCAGCGUGCUCGCUCGGAUACAGAGCUCUGCAGCACACGCUGCCUUUCGGCAGAUGCCUGCAUACCCACCAUUCCUUGCUUCCUGGCUACAGGCCUGUCAGAAGGCUGCCCUGAUGUUUCCAGUCUGUUAGCUAUUGCUGUAUCGGAGCCUGAUGGGAAACCGAUGAAUCCUCUGUUGUGAUUCAGAGUUUACUCACAUUUGAAAAUGAAGGCAGAAGAAAGUCAAGCUUCCACUCCAUUGGAGUUACUGUUCUUCAGCCAGGUCAUUCCUGAAUAGUCUUCCCCUGGCACGAGAACAGUUUUGACUCGUGCGCCAAGUGGUUGGGCUGAGGUUGGGCCAAAUGCGUUAGAGCUGGAGGAGGAUGCGUAUGAACUCUGAAAAGAGGUGCCUGUUUUCUGACACUGCUUUGUACAAUGGCUUUUGUAUUCUCCUGCUUUAAACACUAAUAAAAUUGUUCUUGGCAUCA